UCCCAAUCCAUUCCCCUCUCUGACUCUCUCUCUCUCUCGAUCUCUCUCUUCAAUGGCCACCGCUACCUCCCUCCAUUCCCUCAACGGAUCCUUCCUCCACCACCACCACCACCACCACCAUUUUUUCACCUCUUCCCAUGAUUCCAUCUCCUUGAAGCCCACCACAAAAUCCUACAGCCUCUUCACCAUUUUCUCUUCCUCCUCCUCCUCCUCCUCCGUCACCACCUCUUCCUCUUCCUCCUCCACUGCCCUCGACGCCCUCACCGCCCACCUGUCGUCAAGUGAAUUCCUCCAGGCAGACGAAGAGACCCGCCGCCUCCUCAUCGCUCUCGCCGGCGAAGCCGCCCAGAAGCGCGGCUACGUGUUCUUCUCGGAGCUGCAGUUCAUCCCUGCCGAAGAGCUGCGCGCCAUAGACCGGCUGUGGAAGAAUCACAGCGGCGGCCGGUUCGGCUACUCCGUGCAGAGCCGGCUGUGGGAGAAGUCGAGCCGCGACUUCACGCGUUUCUUCAUCCGCGUCGGGUGGAUGAAGAAGCUGGAGUCGGAGGUGGAGCAGUACGGUUACCGGUCGUUCCCCAGCGAAUUCAUGUGGGAACUCACCGACGGCACGCCCGAGGGCCACCUUCCCCUCACCAACGCUCUCCGAGGGACGCAGCUCCUCCGCAGCAUCCUGACGCACCCUGCAUUCGAGGAGGAAGAAACAGGGGAGGCAGCGGAACAGAGCGAGGACGAGGAAGCAGAGAAGAAACGUAAUGUAGAGCUACAGCCGAAGAUGAAGAGACUCCUCAAUCCAGAUUACUCCUUUUGAAACCAACUGCCCUAUUUCAUAUGCUCUAGACCCUAUUUCAUAUGCCGUAGUACUCUGUUCCCUGUUUUAAUUUUCUGCGUCUAUACACAUGAAACCGGAUGCAGUCGAAAUGUAUGAUGAAUUGCGUCAAUUAAACAAGUUUCUGCGUUGGAUCGUU
Zingiber officinale is the source of this 962-nucleotide messenger RNA. RefSeq names its product tetrapyrrole-binding protein, chloroplastic-like. Gene Ontology annotation, biological process: chloroplast-nucleus signaling pathway. The record is from RefSeq and is a predicted model, not a curated record. The coding region runs from base 53 to 805 and encodes 250 amino acids. Gene Ontology annotation, molecular function: tetrapyrrole binding. Gene Ontology annotation, cellular component: chloroplast. Lineage: Eukaryota; Viridiplantae; Streptophyta; Magnoliopsida; Zingiberales; Zingiberaceae. The transcript has a single exon.